AACCUUUACCCUUCUUGUGUGGCAAUAUAUGUACAACCUCUCUACGCAAUUUCACUCUUGUCUUCUCGCAUCCGUUAUCGCUACCACAUCGCCGUCAGCUCACAAAUUCUCUCCUCCAUAAAACCCUUAUUCUCAAUUUCACAGAGAGAGCAAACAAUUUUGUGUAAAUGAGGGGAAGGAGUUAUAGUCCAUCGCCUCCAAGGGGCUAUGGUAGAAGGGGACGGAGCCCUAGUCCUCGGGGACGUUAUGGUGGUCGUAGUAGGGAUCUUCCUACUAGCCUCCUAGUUCGGAACCUUCGUCAUGAUUGCAGGCCAGAAGACCUUCGCAGACCCUUUGAACAAUUUGGUGCUCUCAAGGACAUUUACUUGCCUAGAGAUUAUUAUACUGGGGAACCCCGUGGUUUUGGCUUUGUCCAAUUUGCAGAUCCUCAUGAUGCUGCUGAGGCAAAACAUCAUAUGGAUGGUAGAGUUCUUCUUGGCCGGGAGUUGACUGUUGUAUUUGCUGAGGAGAAUAGGAAGAAGCCAAUGGAUAUGAGAACAAGGGAGCGUACAAGGGGUCGUUUUCGUGAUAGAAGAAGAUCACCCCCUCGUUAUUCUCGGUCACCACGCCAUUCUCGUUCUCCACCUCCACGCCAUGCAAGAUCCCCGUCCCGUAGUCGAGAGUAUUAUUCCCCUCCUCCAAAAAGAAGGCAUCACUCAAGAUCUGUUUCACCCCAAGAGGGGAGGUACAGUCAAGAGAGGCCAUAUUCGAGAUCAAGGAGCCACAGCCGAACUCCAAAUAGGGGUCAGAGCAGGAGCCCAGUUAGGAGCAGGAGCCCAGUUAGGAGCAGGAGCCGGAGCCCAGUUAGGAGCAGGAGCCGCAGCCCAAGAAGAAGCAGAAGCCAAAGCCCAAAUCAUGAUGAAUAUCCUAGGGAAGCAAAUGGAGAAAGAUCUCCUAGUCCUUAAACCCUGUAUGGAAACAGAUGUUUGGAACGCUGCUUGUCUUUUGGAUUAUGUUUACUGAUGUGAGUGCUGAUCUAUCAGAUGGAUUUGAUCUAGGUUUUGUUGGCGUUUGGUUUCAACUUUGUAGAAUACUUUAUUGUUAUUGCAGUUAAUCCUGUUGUGUGGAA
This is a messenger RNA of Populus nigra (black poplar), 1108 nucleotides long. Its product is annotated as serine/arginine-rich SC35-like splicing factor SCL33. The coding region runs from base 168 to 944 and encodes 258 amino acids. Gene Ontology annotation, cellular component: cytoplasm; nuclear speck. The record is from RefSeq and is a predicted model, not a curated record. Gene Ontology annotation, molecular function: RNA binding. The transcript has 6 exons. Lineage: Eukaryota; Viridiplantae; Streptophyta; Magnoliopsida; Malpighiales; Salicaceae. Gene Ontology annotation, biological process: mRNA splicing, via spliceosome.